Molecule: messenger RNA, 1785 nt
Organism: Notothenia coriiceps (black rockcod)
Lineage: Eukaryota; Metazoa; Chordata; Actinopteri; Perciformes; Nototheniidae
Product: kelch domain-containing protein 1-like
Exons: 13
Coding region: 260-1357 (365 amino acids)
Molecular function (GO): protein binding
Source: RefSeq, a predicted model, not a curated record
UGUGUGCAACCCUAAAAGGUGACGCACCGUUGCAGAACAGCAGGGAUCCUGAUAAUGGGAGGAGUAAGUGAUGACAGCAAAGCCUGUAAAACACGUUCCGUGAACGCAGCAAUCCAGUCGGCUUUUCUCUGCGUAGCCUGGAGCAGCAUAUCCCUGUUCUCUGAGCCGCCACAACAUUCCUCACAGCAUUCCCUCUCUCCGGUGCCCAUUUUACUUGUUUUUAUCUGACCGCUGCGUCGGGAGAACCGGAGCUGCGGGGAUGGAUGCUGCUGCUUCGGAAAGGAGCGCCGCGGAGAGCCGACUGGAGAGAUGCAGUCACACGGCGUUCAUAGAGGACAACACGCUGUAUGUGUGGGGAGGCUACAAGGUAGUUGGUGGAGAGGACAUUGUGUUGCCCAGUGAUGAGAUAUGGCUCUGUGAUUUGUACAGUGGGACCUGGGAGAUGAGGGAUAUCAACGGUGACAAAGCACCAGAUUUAUCUGGAUCCUGUGGCUCUUAUCUGAACGGCACACUCUACAUCUUUGCAGGAUGCGACCCUGUUGGAUACACAAACCAGAUGUUCAGCGUUGAUCUCACAGAGCAGAGCUGCACGUGGAAGAAAGUGACCGACACAAAGGGAACGACGCCCUCACCUCGAAACAAACACUCCUGCUGGGUUCAUAGAGACAGAUUAAUCUACUUUGGUGGAUAUGGGUGUAAGACGAUAGGACAGGUACAGAACACAACAUCAGCAAGCUUUGUCGUGGAUGAGAUGUCCUGGGCAACCAUUGGAGACGUUUUAUUCAGGUGCUGGGGCUGGAACAAUGAAGUCAGUGUUUAUGAACCACAUACGGCCAUGUGGAGUACGCCAGAGACUCGGGGUCCUGCCCCUACGCCCAGAGGCUGCCAUGCAAGUGCCCUUAUGGGAAACAAAGGUUACAUCUCUGGUGGCGUGGAAACGCUUGAGUUGGACAUGUUCUGCUUAGACCUGGACACCUGGACCUGGACACAAUUUGACUUCUCCCCAUCCUGCUCACCUCUGGGCCGCUCCAUGCUCACCAUGACACCAACAUCAGAUCACACGCUCUUCAUUUACGGCGGUCUCGGCAUAGACGGAAACACUCUUAAUGAUGUCUGGCAGUUAAACACACAGAAGAAAGAGUGGAAAAAAAUGACGCACCAACACAAGGACAAGCCCAGUGUUUUCAAAAAACGGUGUGUUUUUUUCUGUAUUUACCCUCCUGUUCCCCAGAGUGUGUCACUCAGCGUGCCUGGGGAGGGACAGCGAUGUUGUCGUGUUCGGAGGAAGCAGCAACAUGUGCCUCCUCAUGGACUCGGUGGCUGUUCUGAGGGCUCCAUCACAAAACCAGUGCAGUGACGUGUUCAUGUUUCAGACCCAGCCGUGCUCCCUCUUCAGAUUGUGUGAGGACCUAAUAGCAGAAAACUCUGAGGUUUUUGAGGAGCAGCUGACCUGGCUGCCAUCGAAGCUACGGAACAAAAUUGACAAGCGAGUCACCUUUUUCUCCUCUACGAAACCCGUUCUAACAGCUUGAAGACGUCGUUUGAAAAAAAAAUUGAACUAGUCAAUUACUAAAACAGAAAUGUUCUUUGUGUGUUGGGAAUUUUUGUGUUUAAUCAUUUAAAAAAAAAAAGUGCUAUUGUUUUAACUUAAGACGCAUCAUUUGUAUGUUUGUUUUUUUGCCUUAUUUUUAAACAACCAGUUAAGAUUUGGUAACAUUUUACUCUAUUACAGUGUUUAAUAAUGUUCAAUCUGUUUUUGAAUAAAGGACUUUAUAUAUUAUUGUG